Terrapene triunguis (Three-toed box turtle) is the source of this 1021-nucleotide messenger RNA. RefSeq names its product tripartite motif-containing protein 15-like. Gene Ontology annotation, molecular function: protein binding. Bases 97 to 789 code for a protein of 230 amino acids. The transcript is spliced from 3 exons. The record is from RefSeq and is a predicted model, not a curated record. Lineage: Eukaryota; Metazoa; Chordata; Testudines; Emydidae.
CUUAACAGCUUUCACAGCCCAUGUGCUUCCACUGACAUGCAACUGAUAUUAAAUGAUGAAUGCCAAAAUAAUGAAGAAUAACGAUUAAGUAAUCAAAUGAUGAAUCAGAACAGCCUGUCUCCUAGGUGCAAGAAGGGGCAAUUCCAGCGGCCAGUGGAGAUUUCUCCUGAGCUGGAGAAGAGACUCAGUGAUUUCUCUCCGAAAAUCUUUGUUCUAAAGGAGACUCUGAAGAAAUUGAAAGAUACCCUGCCCUCCGAACUGGAGAGAGAAUGGGUGAAUGUGACUCUGGAUCCAGACACGGCUCAUCCCGAACUCGUCCUGUCUGAGGAUCGGAAAGGCGUGAGGCGGGGACACACGCGGCAGCAUCUUCCCGACAAUCCGGAGAGAUUUGACGCUGAGCUCUGUGUGCUGGGCUGUGAGGAAUUCACCUCGGGGCGACAUUGCUGGGAGGUGGAGGUGGGGGAUGGAGGAGGCUGGGCUGUGGGAGUGGCCAGAGAGUCUGUGAAGAGGAAGGGAGAGUUCAUCUUUGGACCUGAGAAGGGGAUCUGGGCUGUGGGACUGUGGAGGAGUCGGUACUUGGUCAUCACCUCUCCUGCGACACCCCUGUCCCUGAGCUGGGUGCCCAGGAGGAUCCGGGUCUCUCUGGAUUAUACACAGGGGCAGGUGGCAUUUUUUGACGCUGAUAGUGAAGCCCCGAUCUUCACUUUCCCACCGGCCUCAUUCAUGGGGGAGCGAGUCUGCCCCUGGCUCUGGGUGGAGAUGGGAUCCCAGCUCAGGCUGUGCCCUUGAGACGUGGGGUGAAAUUCACCGCUGCACCUUUCCUCUAGGCAGAGGCUCCCCCGGCACCUGGACUCCCCAUCUCUGGGACUGUGGCCAAUUUCAGGGAGCCUCUGAACUGACACAACCUCGGGUUGCUGGAUGUGAUUAGGGCAGAGAGCCCAAUCCCAUUGCCCAGUCUGGUCCUAUCCCCUCUGAUUCUGGAGAGCUCUGGCAGUCUGCCGGGCAGAUGGAGGGAGAGGAA